AUGAAAGUCCUCUCAUUCAUCGUGGCUGCGGCCCUUCUGGGUCUCACUGGCGCGUCUUCGAACUCCAGCCCGGGGCUGUUGAAGUCGGACGGUGUGGUUCUGGGAGACUGGGAAUCGGCUUACCAGAAGGCCUCUUCCUUUGUAGCAGGCCUGACCACUGAUCAGAAGCUGGCUUUGAUCACUGGUAGCAGUGUCAACUCCACCAAUGGCAGUUUUAGUGGCCUUACUUUUCUUGAUGGUGACAUGGGUCUCCAGAACUUCUUUUAUGUAUCCGCCUUCAGUUUGUCUUCAGCGCUUGCUAUGACUUGGGACCGCGAUGCCAUCUAUGCACAGGCUAAAGCAGUCGGCUCUGAAUUCUACAACAAGGGUAUCCAGGUCGUUGCUGGCCCUACGUCCCAGCCAUUGGGGCGUACACCUUGGGGUGGCCGUAUCGUCGAGGGCUUUGGCCCCGACCCUUAUCUUAACGGCUUAGCUAGUGGAUUGACAGCGAAGGGCUAUAUUGAUGCUGGCGUUAUCCCAGGUGCUAAGCACUUUCUUCUAUAUGAACAAGAAACCAAUCGGACCGGCGGCGGCGGAGGAGGAGGAGGAGACAGCGGCUCGGCACCAUACUCUUCCAACGCCGAUGACAAAACCCUGCAUGAGACGUAUCUUUGGCCUUUCUAUGACGCAGUCAAACAUGGCCUGGGUGCUGUGAUGUGUGCCAUGACCAAGGUCAAUGGCACGCUAAGCUGUCAGAACUCCGAUUUGUUGAUGAAGCAUUUGAAGACCGAGCUUGGCUUCCCGGGAUUGGUAUGGCCAGACACUAAUGGCCAGAGCAGUGCUCUAGAGUCUGCUGUUAAUGGCGAGGAUUACGGUUCCAGUAGUAUUUGGAGUACUUCCACCAUGGAGACCCUGUUGUCCAAUGGCUCUCUAAGUGAGGCUCGUUUGGACGAUAUGGCUGUCCGCAAUCUGAUGGGUUAUUACUAUGUUAACCUGGACAAUGGGCUCCAACCCGAGGAACAAAGUGAAGAUGCGUACGUGGAUGUGAGAGGCAACCACUCCAAGCUGAUCCGGGAAAAUGGAGCCAAGUCAAUGGCUCUGCUGAAGAACAAGAACGCCCUGCCUCUCAGGAAGCCUCGUGUCAUGAGUGUUUUCGGUGCCCAUGCUGGUCCUGUGCUAGGGGGACCUAACACGGCCAUGGACAUCGAGGGUUCGGGACCGACGUACCAGGGCCACUUGGCCACCGGCACCGGUUCUGCUCAGGCAUCUUUGCCUUACCUAGUGCCGCCUUAUGUCGCACUGACUAACAGGAUCAUUGAGGAUGGCACCAUGAUGCGGUGGGGAACUGACAGCACCGCCGUGGACCCCUCGUUUGCCGAUUAUGCCACCAACUCUGAUGCUUGUCUCGUCUUUUUGAAUGCUCUGUCCGGAGAAGGCGCUGAUCGCACUGAGCUGUACAAUGAUGACCAAGAUACCAUGGUCAACACCGUCGCCGAUAACUGCAACAACACAAUCGUCAUCAUCAACACUGUCGGCCCGCGCCUGAUGGACCAGUGGAUUGAACAUGACAACGUUACUGCUGUUCUCUAUGGAUCCCUCUUAGGCCAGGAGUCUGGUAACUCCAUUGUCGACAUUCUCUAUGGAGACGUGAACCCUUCUGGCCGCCUCAUUCACACCAUCGCCAAAAACGAAAGUGACUACAACGUCAAAAUCUGCUACACGGCGCAGUGUAACUUCACCGAAGGUGUCUAUCUCGACUACCGUUACUUCGACGCCCACAACGUCACCCCUAGAUACCCCUUCGGUCACGGUCUCUCCUACACUACCUUCUCCUACUCCGACCUGAACAUCGAGAAGCCUUCCACCCUUUCCAAGUACCCCACUGGUGAGAAAGCUGUCGGAGGUAACAGCGACCUCUGGGAUAUUGUGGGAAACGUCUCCGUGAAGGUCGCCAACACCGGCUCGCUCGACGGCGCCGAAGUCCCCCAGCUCUACCUCGGGUUCCCCACUGCUGCGCAGCAACCCGUUCGCCAGCUCCGUGGCUUUGAACGCGUCGAGAUCGCUUCCGGCAAGCAAAGCCAGGUUACCUUCCAGCUGCGCCGCCGUGACAUCUCCUACUGGGAUGUCCCGGCCCAGCAGUGGCUCGUUGCUUCGGGUGACUACAAGGUCUACGUGGGUGCAAGCUCUCGGGAUCUGAAGCUGAAUGGCACUUUUACUGUCCAGACUUCCUCUUAG
Aspergillus niger is the source of this 2214-nucleotide messenger RNA. RefSeq lists its product as uncharacterized. The transcript has 6 exons. Gene Ontology annotation, biological process: glucan catabolic process. The coding region runs from base 1 to 2214 and encodes 737 amino acids. Gene Ontology annotation, molecular function: beta-glucosidase activity. Lineage: Eukaryota; Fungi; Ascomycota; Eurotiomycetes; Eurotiales; Aspergillaceae. The record is from RefSeq and is a predicted model, not a curated record.